UAAUUCCCCGUGCAGGAUAAUAGGCUCUAAGGUGGCUGGUGAGAGAGGGAGCGAGAGGGGGGUGAGCCUGAGGGAGCCGCUCUCUCACUCCCAAACUUUGAUGAUGACCAUGACUACGAUGGCUGACGGGUUGGAAGCGCAGGACUCCUCCAAAUCUGCCUUCAUGGAGUUUGGGCAACAGCAGCAGCNCCCCCCCCCUCCCCCCCCUUUCCCUCCAGCUAGCAAUCAGCAAAAAACAACAGUGAUCGAGAAUGGGGAAAUCAGAUUCAAUGGAAAAGGGAAAAAGAUUCGGAAGCCACGAACCAUUUAUUCGAGCCUACAACUUCAAGCUUUAAAUCACCGCUUUCAGCAGACCCAGUACCUGGCACUUCCAGAGAGAGCUGAACUGGCAGCUUCAUUAGGACUUACUCAAACACAGGUGAAGAUCUGGUUUCAGAACAAACGCUCCAAGUUCAAGAAGCUGCUAAAGCAGGGAAGCAACCCCCACGAGAGCGACCCUCUGCCGGGCUCCGCCGCCCUGUCCCCGCGCUCGCCAGCCCUCCCUCCAGUCUGGGACGUUUCAGCUUCCACCAAGGGAGUCAAUAUGCCUCCCAACAGCUACAUGCCUGGGUAUUCUCACUGGUAUUCCUCUCCACAUCAAGACACAAUGCAGAGACCACAAAUGAUGUGAAUUGUCCAAGAGAAAUACUCUGUCCAGAAAUAAAGGAAGUAAGAGAGAGAGAAAAAAAGCCCAGU
Messenger RNA from Alligator sinensis (Chinese alligator), 735 nucleotides. It is a transcript of the gene DLX6, whose product is annotated as distal-less homeobox 6. NCBI's taxonomy places the organism in Eukaryota, Metazoa, Chordata, Crocodylia, Alligatoridae. Gene Ontology annotation, molecular function: RNA polymerase II cis-regulatory region sequence-specific DNA binding; DNA-binding transcription factor activity, RNA polymerase II-specific. Bases 101 to 670 code for a protein of 189 amino acids. The record is from RefSeq and is a predicted model, not a curated record. The transcript has 4 exons. Gene Ontology annotation, biological process: embryo development; regulation of transcription by RNA polymerase II; cell differentiation.